AUGACUAUCAGCGGACAAGACGCCAUUCCUACUCGCGAGUCUGCAACUGAUCCGCAGAAGGUCUUUCACUUCACGGACCUGCAGAGGACGAAUCCUACUCGGGAAAAUGACCCCUAUGAGUAUCAGGCUGGGUUCGGCAACCGCCAUCAGUCCGAGGUAAUCCCCGGAGCUCUCCCCCACGGCCAGAACAACCCCCAGGACAGAGGCUUCGGUCUGUACACUGAAGGUAUUACCUACUCUGCAUUUGCAGCACCUCGUGCGAUCAACUCAAGCACCUACAUGUACCGGGCGCGGCCAUCUGCCGCUCACCAAGGCUACAUCAACAUUGAAAGCAAGUCUCACAUUGAAAACUGCUUCCUCACUCUGAACCCUGCUGUGGAGGCACUCCCCGAACAAGCCGAGUGGUCGCCAUUUCCUCUGCCCCUUGACAAUGAGAGAGUUGAUUUUACCGAUGGUCUGCACACCUUGGGAGGCAGCGGUGACCCUAAUCUGCGACAGGGCAUCGCUGCCUACGUUUACAUGAUUAACGUCUCCAUGGAAAACAAGGCGUACUGCAACACAGAUGGUGACUGGCUCAUCACUCCGCAGCUCGGCAUCUUGGAUAUCCAGACCGAGUUGGGCAUGCUGUUUGUCCAGCCCGGCGAGAUCUGCGUGAUUCCGCGGGGUAUUCGCUUCAAAAUCAAUCUUGCCCCCGGCGUCUCGGUUGCACGUGGUCAUAUCGCUGAGAUCUGGGGCUCAGCUUGGGAGCUUCCUGACCUUGGUCCCCUCGGAGGUCACGGAUUGGCCAACCCGCGCGACUUCCUGUACCCUAUUGCGCACAUUGACGAGGAUCUCCACACUGAAUUUACCAUUGUUGUCAAGAACAACGGCAAGCAGGUAGCAAUUAAGCAGGAUCACAGCCCUUUCGAUGUCGUUGCAUGGCAUGGAAACUGUGUCCCUUAUAAGUACGACUUGACCAAAUUCGUUGCUCAAAACACCGCGACCGUCGAUCACACCGACCCGAGCAUUAAUACCGUACUUACAGCGAGGUCUGUCGACCCUCAUGUACCGUUGGCUGAUUACCUUUGGUUCGGGCCCCGCUGGGAUGUUGCUAGCAACACCUUCAGACCUCCCUAUUUCCAUCGCAAUAGCGCAACAGAGCUCCUGGCCUGUGUCUAUGGCGCUGGCCUUGGCCGUUCAGAUGAGUUCCAGCCGGGUGGCUGCAGCUAUGAGGGCGGGCAUACCCCUCAUGGAGGCUUCUCGGAUGAGUAUCUUCUUGAAACACCACUCCAGGUGAAUCAGCCGAGGAGGAUCCUUGAGAACCAGAUGACGUUCAUGCUCGAGUCUUCACGCACAUUCCUCUUCACAGAGUACGCGCGAAAGAUAUGUGGUGUCAUCCACACUCAGGGCACCGAUCCCAAAGUCUGGGACAGGCUGCCUGACCGCUUCUCGGCACACCCUCUCACCAAAGAGAUUCUGGCUAGGGUUGCCGAGGAUAAGGCCAACCUCAAAAAGGCCAAAGACUAUUAUCACAAUCUCAACUUGCGCACAUAG
Clonostachys rhizophaga is the source of this 1533-nucleotide messenger RNA. NCBI's taxonomy places the organism in Eukaryota, Fungi, Ascomycota, Sordariomycetes, Hypocreales, Bionectriaceae. The record is from the annotation of a GenBank genome assembly.